GAAAUUUGGUGUCUGACAUAAUUUGGUCAUCUGAAGUGUAGGAAUAGUACAACUGUACUAUACAAGUAAAGCGAGCUGACAUAACAGCGAUACCGAUGUUGAAGGUUGAAGGUUGAAGAGAAGAGACGAAACUAAUUGAAGAAGAAGAAGAUGAUGAGAGUCAGAGAGCUAAACAAAAAUGUGUUUUAGACUAUAAACAUAGACAUAAUCCAAUGCUACGAUCUCGGCGGCGCUCCCCUUACGGCGCCUACUUCUGCGCCGUAAUCGCCGCCAUCCUCCUCCUCCUCUCCGUCUCACUCCUCUACUCUCGCCUCUCUCGCUCCCACCCUCACUCCAACCACCUUCCCCAACCCAUCCUCCUCUCUCAUGACACCGAUCUCUCGGCCCCCGACGACCCCAUCGACGAACUCGACUUCAUCGACGAACAACAAGACCACCAUCCUCACCUCAACCCUUCCCCCUUCUUCUUCGACCCUCUCUCCGCCGCCAUCCGCCGCUCCUUCCUCCCCUCCUCCCUCCACCAAUGGGACUCCCUCUCCGACGACUUCUUCCCCCUUCGAUCCGCCCCCGACCACCGGUCCAAGGCCGCCUUUGCCUCCGACGACCUCCCCGUCGACGGCCUCCUCAGGACCACUGCGUCUCACGUCACCGCCAUCGAGGAUGCGCUUCUGCUAAAAAACUCUCACCUCAGAGAAGGCUGGGGCGAGUGGUUCGACAAGAAAGCCUUGUUUCUGAGAAAGGACAGAAUGUUUAGGUCCAAUUUCGAUGUCCUGAAUCCCCUCAACAACCCCUUGCUUCAAGACCCCGACAGCGUCGGCGUCACUAGCCUCACCCGCGGUGACCGCAUUCUGCAAAAGUGGUGGAUUAACGAGUUCAAGAGAGUUCCCUUCCCUGGUCACAAGAAGAUUCCAAUUAGUGUCACCAAAGCAGGAACAGAGAGAAGGACUUUGAAUGAUAAUAAUGAUGAUGAUGAGUUUGUUAAGAAAGAUAUGAAUUCUGUUGCCAAUGGCGAUGAAAUUAGAAUUAAGGAAAAUGUCAUUGAUGAUAGGCGUGACUUUCAGAACAAUCAUAUAUAUGCGGAUGGGAAUAGUUGGGGGUACUAUCCUGGAUUGCCUCUGCAUUUGUCGUUCAAGGACUUCAUGGAAGCCUUUUUCAGGGUUGGUAAAUGCGUUACGAGGGUGUUUAUGGUGUGGAAUUCACCGCCUUGGAUGUAUACGGUGAGGCAUCAGCGCGGCCUUGAGAGUUUGCUCUUUCAUCAUCCCGGUGCUUGUGUUGUGGUAUUCUCUGAGACGAUUGAGCUUGAUUUCUUCAAAGAUAACUUUGUCAAGGACGGUUAUAAAGUUGCUGUUGCUAUGCCGAAUCUUGAUGAGCUGCUGAAGGAUACGCCAGCUCAUAUAUUUUCUUCUGUUUGGUUUGAAUGGAGAAAGACAAAGUUCUAUUCUACUCAUUACAGUGAGCUUAUCCGCCUUGCUGCUCUGUACAAGUAUGGUGGGACCUAUCUAGAUUCAGAUAUCAUAGUUUUGAAGCCAAUUUCUUUUCUUAAUAAUUCUGUUGGUAUGGAGGAUCAUGGUGCUCAAAGUGCUUUGAAUGGUGCUGUGAUGGCUUUUCGAAGGCACAGUUUGUUCAUAAAGAAGUGCUUGGAAGAGUUCUACAUGACAUAUGACGAUACCAGUUUGAGAGGGAAUGGUGCUGAUCUUUUGACAAGGGUUGCCAGAAAAUUUUUGGAAGAGGAGAAUAAAUCUAUUAAGCAGUUGGAGUUGAAAGUGGAACCCUCUUAUAUCUUCUUCCCUAUUAGUUCUCAGAACAUCACAAGAUACUUUAUUGCACCGGCAACGGAGCCUGAGAAAGCUGUACAAGAUGUUCUGCUUGAAAAAAUCCUGCAUGAGUCAUUGACAUUUCAUUUCUGGAACAGCUUUACAUCUGCUCUUAUCCCAGAACCAGAUAGCCUUGUGACUAGGCUUAUGAAUUAUGCAUGUAUCCGAUGCUUGGAAUUACUGUGAAUGUCAACUACACUAUUCUAUAUUGAGAUUUCAUGCAAAUUGCAGUCCAGAAGACAUUGGCAGGUUCUUGUUCAUGUAAUUGUACAAUUUUAUUGUAUCUUUGUAGUGAAUUACCAGGUUGAAGCCCCACUACUAGGAGAGAUCUAAGAUAUACUGAAAACGUUAUAGAACAAAACAAGUGUUAUCUAAUGAUCCUGACUUAUUAUUUCUAACAAUGUAUUAUACAUUAGAGAUGCAUUGUGCAUCACUGCACAAUUUUGGUGGAAUUGCAAUGGAUAAGUGAUUUUUUUAUUAGUCAGUAAAGAAACAGAGUAUGUUAUUAUUAAUUUCUU
Molecule: messenger RNA, 2332 nt
Organism: Abrus precatorius (Indian licorice)
Lineage: Eukaryota; Viridiplantae; Streptophyta; Magnoliopsida; Fabales; Fabaceae
Exons: 5
Coding region: 213-2000 (595 amino acids)
Source: RefSeq, a predicted model, not a curated record